AGGCCCCUAGUCUUCACGGGACUUCCUCCCUGUGGCCCCUGCCACCCUGGCCCGUGCCCAGGUCUCAGAGGCCCCAGGCGCGGGUCACAGCCUCAGGCAGAGUGGCUGGUGUAACCCAGGCAGCCAUGUCAGAGCUGGCUGACAGCAGCCCCUCAGGGCCAUCGGGGCUUUCCCAGCCGAUUGCCGUCACCCUGGAAGACCUGGGGCUCCUGGCUGGAGGCCUGGCCAGCCCCGAGCCCGUGAGCCUGGAAGAGCUCUCGGAGAGGUACGAGCCCAGCCCCCCAACAUCCACGGCCUCUGUCCCCGAGCAGGACACCACCAAGCGCUGGAGCCAGCUGGAGCAGUGGGUGGUCGAGCUGCAGGCCGAGGUGGCCCAUCUGCGGGAGCACAAGCAGCGCUGUGAGCGCGCCACGCGGAGCCUGCUGGGCGCCCUGCUGCAGGCGUGGGCUCGCCUGGAGCUGCAGGGCUCGGAGCUGAGGCAGCUGCGGCAGGAGGUGUGGCCGGCGGCCCAGGCCCCCGAGAAGGAGGCACUGGAGUUCUCUGGCCUGCAGACCCAGAUGCAGGCCCUGGACAAAAGGCUGGUGGAGGUCCGGGAAGCCCUGAGCCAGCUCAGGAGGAGACAGGCACAGCUGGAGGCGGAGCGGAAGGGCGCCGAGCAGGAGGCCGGCCUCAGGCUGGCCAAGCUGACCGACUUGCUGAGGCAGGAGGAGGAGGGCCGGGAGGUGGCCUGCGGUGCCCUGCGGAAGGACCAGGAGGACAGCAGCCGGAGGGUGGACCUGGAGGUGGCCAGGAUGGAGGCCCAGGUGACCAGGCUCGGCGAGGAGGUGAGUCUGCGCUUCCUGAAGAGGGAGGCGAAGCUGUGCAGCUUCCUGCAGAAGAGCUUCCUGGCCCUCGAGAAGAGAAUGAAGGCCUCGGAGAGCUCGAGGCUGAGGCUGGAGGGCAGCCUGCGGGGCGAGCUGGAGAGCCGGUGGGAGAAGCUUCGGGGACUGAUGGAGGAGCACCUGUGGGCCCUGCAAGGGCAUCAUGAGGAGAGCCACCUCCUGGAGCAGUGCCAGGGCCUGGAUGCGGCUGUGGCCCAGCUCACCAAGUUCGUGCAGCAGAACCAAGCGUCGCUGAACCGUGUCCUGCUGGCCGAGGAGAAGGCCUGGGACGCCAAGGGGCGCUUGGAGGAGAGCCAGGCCGGGGAGCUGGCCGCCUAUGUGCAGGAGAAUCUGGAGGCCAUGCAGCUGGCCGGGGAACAGGCCCAGCAGGAGAUGCACGGCGAGCUGGCACUGCUCCAAGAGAAGAGCCAGGCUCUGGAGGCAUCAGUGGUGCAGCUGGCCGGGCAGGUAAAGGAACUGAGUGGCCGCCUCCCAGCCCUGAGCAGCCGGCUCGACCUCCAGGAGCAGAUGCUGGGCCUCAGGCUGUCCAAGGCAAAGACCGAAUGGGAAGGUGCAGAGAGGAAGUCCCUGGAGGACCUGGCCAGAUGGCAGAAGGAGGUGGCCGUGCACCUUCAGGGAGUGCAGGAGAAGCUGGACGGCCUCCCCCAGAAGAUAGAGGGCGUCUCAGACAAGUGCCUGCUUCACAAGAGCGACUCAGACCUCAGGAUUUCUGCCGAAGGCAAGGCCAGGGAGUUCGAGGUGGGGGCCCUGCGGCAGGAGCUGGCCACACUGCUGUCAUCUGUGCAGCUGCUGAAGGAAGACAGCCCUGGGCGGAAGAUCGCGGAGAUGCAGGGCAAGCUGGCCACGUUUCAGAACCAAAUAAUGAAGCUGGAAAACUGCGUCCAGGCCAACAAGACCAUCCAGAACCUCAAGUUCAACAGCGAGGCCCGGCUGCGCACGCAGGAGAUGGCUGCCCUGCGGGAGACCAUGCUUCGGCUGUGGAGUGAGGAGGGCCCUCAGGUGCCACUGGGCAGCCGCAAGGCGUUCCCGUCCCUGGCAAGGCAGCGGGUCUUCAUCAAGGACGUAGCACCCGGCGAGGUGGCACCUGUGAACUGCUGGGGCGUGUACCAGGCCAUGAGGUGGCUGCAGUGGAAGGUGUCUCUCACAAAGCUCCGGUCCCGUCAGAGGCCAGGAGGGUCAGAGAAGCCCCACAGCCGGGAGCAGGGGCAGCAGCUCUCACCCUCGCACUUAAUGCAGAAGUAAAAGUGCUGGCCUUGUUCUCGUUA
Molecule: messenger RNA, 2146 nt
Organism: Callithrix jacchus (white-tufted-ear marmoset)
Lineage: Eukaryota; Metazoa; Chordata; Mammalia; Primates; Cebidae
Gene: CCDC154
Product: coiled-coil domain containing 154
Biological process (GO): bone mineralization involved in bone maturation
Source: RefSeq, a predicted model, not a curated record